AUGGUCUGGGCUAAGGCAUUUCUAAAGACACUCUACGUCGCUGACCUUUUCUUCAUGGCGACCAUCAGCUUUGUUAAACUGUCGGUACUCGCCUUCCUGCACGGUCUCUUCAAGAUUUCCAGAAUAUACCGCAUCUUGAACUAUGUGACAGCCGGCCUCUGCGUUGCUUGGUUCCUCAUCGUUCUAUUCGUCAACAUAUUCCAGUGUCAUCCCAUUCACAUGUUGUGGGAUGCGAUGGGGGCUGCGGAAUACUGCAUUGCCAGUGGUCGGCUUUGGUUGGGGAUGGAGCUCACGAACCUGUUCCUCGACGUUAUGAUCUUGUUUCUGCCUGUGUAUGUGGUGACGAGGCUGCAGCUCAGUCGCACGCGCAAGAUCCAGGUUACCGGUAUAUUCCUGUUGGGUGGACUAGUCUGCAUUGCCAGUAUCUGCAAGCUCUCCUAUCUGUGGAUUCCAGCCACGCCGCAGGUGGUCCGGGCCCCCGAGACAAUGGUCUGGUCAUCAGUUCAGCUGGGUGUGGCCACGCUCUGCGCAUGUCUGCCAACCUACGCCCCAUUAUUCCGAGUGGCACGGGGAAAGAUGUCUACGGGGAAGUCGCCCUCGCCACCGUAUCCCUACGGAAGCGACAACACGCCGCGCAAUGCUCCGGCAGACGGAAAUCACGCGCGGGGAUGGCGAGUCGUACAAGAUGGACCAGCUCGGCCCCUGCCACAUCUACGUGAAGCAGAGUGUAGACGUUGA
Aspergillus luchuensis is the source of this 738-nucleotide messenger RNA. RefSeq lists its product as uncharacterized. The record is from RefSeq and is a predicted model, not a curated record. The transcript is spliced from 4 exons. Lineage: Eukaryota; Fungi; Ascomycota; Eurotiomycetes; Eurotiales; Aspergillaceae. The coding region runs from base 1 to 738 and encodes 245 amino acids.